CGAAAAUUGUAAGCCCGUCAUAUUAACACGGGAUUGCCCUGAAUCCCGAAUUAACCUGUCAUUUGGUGGAGUGAUGCCCUGGAGUGCUAAGCUCCACGAUUGAUUGUCUGUUGGACAUGGUAGGUUUGCCCUCAUUCUGACUGGCGAGAUUUUGUUCGAUCCUUCGGUCAACAGAGCAAGACUUCUGACUUAGCAACGUUGGCAUGACUUUAAGAUCGGAGGACACUGCCUCGUUUCAUUUUAAUGUUCUUUCGAAGAUUUAGCAUUGUCAAGUUACUCGGUAGCGAAUAGUUUUAUCUUCAAACCGGACUUUCAAAUGUUGGUGAUUUAAAUUUCUGGAGGCUAUUUCAUGUUUUAGUGAUUUUCACGUGAAGACAUCUACUUUCAUGACAACAUUCAAUAUAUUCUCACCGUUUCAUCUUGAUGCUGGAGUACAAUAUGGAUAUGAAUGUGAGCUGGAAAUUCGGUCUGAUAUUCAGUUUAAUCAUUCUGACUUCUGAAUUAUACAGUGCUGGUGCAGAGAAUAAUACUUGUAACUGCCAAGAAGGAUACAUGUGCCAUGGAGUUACUCCCUUGUGCUUGUCCGAAGAACAGGUUUGUGAUGGGAAGGUACAAUGCCCCAAUGGCGACGAUGAGUUCUUCUGCAGUGUAGAUUACUCCCGCCCGUGCCGGGGUGAGCCGCGAGUCUGUCCCGCUCAUCCGUCAUCAUGCGUCGACCCGCCAGCCAUUUGUGACGGGUUUCCGGACUGCCCAUCAGGGGACGAUGAGGUUGCUUGCAAUGCAACAUCGUGUCCAUUGGAUUGUGAGUGCCAUUUUCUCUCGGUACGAUGUAAAAAGGUGAUAUGGAAUGCGGUUCAAGCUCAUAUGAUUCCAGAAGAUACGAGAAAGUUAUGGGUUGAGAAGUCUAGUGAACAAGAAAUGAACGAAACUGAAGGAGGGGAUCUGGUCAGCUUGGUCAGUUUGAAUUUCUCUCGACUCAACAACCUGAACAUGCUGAUAAUACGUUCUUUUCCUUUUACGGUGAUAAAGCCUGGCACAUUCGCUGAACUUCGGUUCCUUGUAUUCAUUGACCUGAUGAAAAAUAAGAUAUCUAGACUUCAAGCAGACACAUUUAUAGGUCUGAAACGUUUAAAGGAAAUGUACAUUUUCAUGAAUGGGCUUCAGGCGAUAGAACCCGGGGCAUUCCGAGGUCUCGAAUCACUGAAAAUUAUGAUUCUGAUGUACAAUGAUAUCACACGGCUCAGUCAAGGGAUGUUCGAGGGUCUUAGCAACCUUGAAGACAUGUCGUUCCAGAGUAAUUCUAUUGAAGUGCUGGAGCCGUUAACCUUUAUGCACCUGGCAUCCCUUCAUUACUUAGAUCUUCAGUCGAAUCACAUAUCAUCGUUGCCUAAGGGAGUUUUCAAUGGUCUGGGAAAUUUAGAUUCAUUACAUCUGGGUAUUAACAAGAUCGCAUCCAUUAGGAAUUCAACAUUUAUCAGCUUGACGAAUCUGACUUACCUAGACCUAAGUGGAAACCCUGUAGUCCUGAUUGACGCCCAUGCUUUCAAAGGAUUGUCACGCUUAGAAAUACUGAUAAUAUCCGAGACACAGCUAGUCAACGUAGGCGAAGAUGCUGCUUAUGGAACGGACAACUUACUUGAAUUGACGGCAGAUGACCCCAAACUUUGUUGCCUGUUCAAGCCAUCUGGGGAAUGCAACACGCCACCGAAUCCUUUCGCUACCUGCGAAGGGUUGUUACGCAACACCUUGUUAAGAAUCUGUAUCUGGCUGAUUGGUAUCAGUGCUCUGGUGGGGAAUGUUCUAGUGAUUGCCUGGCGUACCUACAAACGCAAACUAGACCGGAGUGAAAACUCGGUGCAGAUGAGUUUCAUCACCAACUUGGCGGUUGCUGACUUACUUAUGGGCGUGUACAUGGUAUUCAUCGGCAGCGCAGAUGCCUAUUUCGGUGCAGACUACUAUCUGCACUCGGCGUCGUGGCGCAAAAGCUUUGCAUGCAAGUUGGCAGGUUUCGUGGCCAUGGUUUCCAGUGAAGCGUCUGUGUUUCUCCUAGUACUGAUUAGCCUAGAUCGUUUCAUCUGCAUUGUCUUUCCGUUCGGGGUAUUCCGUUUCCGGACCCGCUCUUCUCGGGUUGCCCUAUGCUUGGCAUGGUUCCUUGCUAUUCUCCUUGCCGUCAUUCCAAUCAUCAUUGGGGAUCGCAUCACAGGUUUCUAUGGUUACUCUGAUGUCUGCAUUGGCUUGCCGCUAGUUACCCCGGCAACUGGCUUUCAGGGCGUCUGGGUUGAGUCCGGCAACGGGGAUACCUUUGAACACCAUUUUGUCGCGACCGGGAACUCCGGUUGGGCGUAUUCCACCGCAGUCUUCAUCGGUCUGAACCUGAUGUGUUUUGUAGCAGUCUUUGUGUUCUAUGUGGCCAUUUUUUUCUACGCUCGUAAGGCAGCGGCAUCGUCCGGACGUAAAACGGAGCGGAAGGAUGAAGUCAGGAUGGCCAUGAAAAUGGCAGUGAUCGUUGGGACCGAUUUCCUUUGCUGGAUGCCAGUGAUCAUCAUGGGUAUCUUAUCCCAGAGUGGUUCAGCCGUUAUCCCUGUUGUGACGUACGUCUGGACCAUUGUCUUUGUCCUCCCGAUCAAUUCCUCCCUCAACCCAUACCUCUACACCAUCUCCACCAUGAUCCAGAAGGGCAGGUCCCGGAAACCGAUCACCAGUGGAACGUAUCGCUUCUCCGCCUCGUCGUAUCGCACAAGCCUUUCAGGGAGUACUAGUCCAGCGCAGGAAAGUUUGAAGACCAUGACGCAGGUACAGUGAUCGGCGAUGGAGUUCUGUGAAACCGCAGCCACACCAACAAAUCAGACUACAGUUUGGCCAAUGGUAUUGUUUCAAGCAGUACAUGAUAGCCUUGAUUGGUCUUGAGUUGGUCUUGACGACCAGAAUGUAACAAACAUUUUAAAUUGAACUUUCACAUUAAAGUUGCAUAAAUGGCUCUACCUCUCUUUGGUACAGUACUUUGUGGAUUAGACCUCACUAACAUUUCUCUCAGUGAAUCAAAUGGCUCUAUCAAUCAUAUACGUGUUGGCUAUGUAUCUAUAUUAUACAUACUUCAUUGUAAUUUUAUGCAGGAGAAAGAAUUAGUAAUACAUGUUUAAAUCAUGAAAUGCAUACUUAUCAAUUCAGGACAUGUCAGUUCUUCAAAAUAUUACCAUACUAAGAGUCAUGCAUUCUAGGGAUUCCUUGUCCAUUGUUAAUACAUUGUUAAAGGUCAAGUCCACCUCAGAAAAAUGUUGAUUUGAAUCAA
Messenger RNA from Lytechinus variegatus (green sea urchin), 3289 nucleotides. RefSeq names its product G-protein coupled receptor GRL101-like. Bases 424 to 2802 code for a protein of 792 amino acids. NCBI's taxonomy places the organism in Eukaryota, Metazoa, Echinodermata, Echinoidea, Temnopleuroida, Toxopneustidae. Gene Ontology annotation, cellular component: membrane. Gene Ontology annotation, biological process: G protein-coupled receptor signaling pathway. Gene Ontology annotation, molecular function: protein binding; G protein-coupled receptor activity. The record is from RefSeq and is a predicted model, not a curated record. The transcript is spliced from 16 exons.